This is a messenger RNA of Aspergillus fijiensis CBS 313.89, 1218 nucleotides long. Its product is annotated as isopenicillin N synthase family dioxygenase. NCBI's taxonomy places the organism in Eukaryota, Fungi, Ascomycota, Eurotiomycetes, Eurotiales, Aspergillaceae. The coding region runs from base 41 to 1093 and encodes 350 amino acids. The record is from RefSeq and is a predicted model, not a curated record. The transcript has 2 exons. Gene Ontology annotation, molecular function: dioxygenase activity.
GCUAGAUGCCCCCAUUCAACGCUCAACUUCCACUGACAAGAUGUCCACCACAAUCCCAACAAUCGAUCUCUCCCCUUACCUCACCACAUCCGACAGCAAUGACCCCAAAAAAGCCACCGUCAUCGCUGCGAUCCGCGAAGCCUGCAAAACAACCGGCUUCUUCCGCAUCACCCACCACGGCGUCUCCCCCCUCCUCCAGUCCGACCUCCUGACCGCCGCAAAGCACUUCUUCGCGCUUCCGCUCGCAACCAAGCGCCGGUACAUCGAUACGAUUGCCCGGAAGGGGUACGAGGAGAUUGGCUCUCAGAUGCUGCAGCAGGGAACGAGGCCGGACAUCAAAGAAUGCUACUUUGUCGGCGCGGAACCUGCCAUGCCAAAGGAACCGCCCUACCGACCGUUCGAGUAUCCUAAUAUCUGGCCUGACGCGUCCGUCCUCCCGGAAGCGGUCUUCAAGGAGCCGAUCUUGAAGUACCAUGGGGCUAUUUGUGAGCUUGCUCGGACUAUCAUGGAGAUUCUGGUAAAGGGGUUGGAGGAUGAUUUUCCAGGGCUGCGAUCGGAGAAAUUGCUGCAAGAUUUCUGUCAAGAGCCCUGCGCGAGCUUGAGGCUAUUGAGGUAUCCGGGGCCAUCGGCUGGUGGGAAUGGUUCGAUGGAGAAGGGCAAGGGUCAGAAUAUAUGGGUGCACAGAGGCGAAAUUGUUGCAGGGGCGCAUACUGACUUCGGGGGUAUCACGCUUUUGCUGCAGGAUGGGAAUGAGGGACUGCAAGUUUUGAAUCGCCAAGGGAGAAACGGGGACCAAGGAAGAGAAGGGGGGCAGGAAGCGGAAGCUUGGGUCGAUGUUCCAUCCACGCCGGAUGCUUAUGUUGUGAACAUCGGAGACAUGUUUGAAAGAUGGACCGGGGGCCGGUAUCGGAGUACCGUUCACCGGGUGGUGAAUGUCUGUGGGAGAGAGAGGUACUCGGUACCGUUUUUCUACGAUGGAAAUUUGGAUUUUACGGUUCGGCCCCUAGACAAGGAUGCCUCUUUGAAGGAGGACGGUCGUGAGGUGACGGUCAGAGGGUAUUUGAUGAAGAAGUUUGAGGAGAUCUAUCUUUGAUGCAAGCAGAUACUCAAUAGUGGCCAUCGAAGACUGAGUCCCGGGGAAAAGCAAAUAACGGACAAUACACGUGCCAUGAUGCUCGCCCCGAAACAGCUUAAUCAAUCAAAAGUGGGGGAUUAGAG